Molecule: messenger RNA, 10141 nt
Organism: Brienomyrus brachyistius
Lineage: Eukaryota; Metazoa; Chordata; Actinopteri; Osteoglossiformes; Mormyridae
Product: ankyrin-1-like
Exons: 46
Coding region: 208-6303 (2031 amino acids)
Biological process (GO): signal transduction
Molecular function (GO): protein binding
Source: RefSeq, a predicted model, not a curated record
CAGGCGUGCAGCAGAAGCGGGAAGCGGAGAGAGAGAGGAGAGAGAUAACAAGCGGGGGGGAUAGCAAAGGAUAGGGUACGGCAGCCCCCCCCCGCCGAUUACGGAGGGCAGCCCUGCCUCUGAGCAUCUGUGCCGGGGGAGACGGUGGGGUGGCCCUUGGAGCUCGCAGCGCACGGCAGGGAGUAACGCGGCAGAAACGGCGGCACCAUGGCACAGGCGGCCAAGCACCUCCGCAAGAACAAGGAUCUGGAAGCGCAAUUGGAGGCGGAGCGCAAAGAGAAAGAGGAGGAGAAGAGUAAGAAGAGGAACCGGUCCCGGGACCGAAAGCGCAAGGCCAACGCAGUGCAUCGCUGGCUUAUCGAUCAGGACAGUAAUGUGAGCUCUGAGGUGCCGGAUGGCCAUGGAGUUUGGCUCUAUGAUGAAACAGCUGAUGCUGCCACCAGUUUCCUCCGUGCUGCCCGAUCCGGGAACCUGGACAAGGCCUUGGACCUGAUCAAGAAUGGAAUAGACAUCAACACAGCCAAUCAGAAUGGGCUCAACGGGCUGCAUUUGGCCUCCAAAGAGGGUCAUGUCAAGAUGGUCCUGGAGCUGCUGCACAACGGCAUCGUGCUGGAGACCACCACCAAGAAAGGAAACACUGCUCUACACAUAGCCUCGCUAGCAGGCCAGGAGCAGGUGGUAACAGAACUGGUGAAUUAUGGGGCGAAUGUCAACGCCCAAUCACAGAAGGGCUUCACUCCACUCUACAUGGCCGCCCAGGAGAACCACCUGGAGGUGGUCAAGUUCCUUCUGGAGAACGGGGCCAAUCAGAGCAUCCCCACUGAGGACGGCUUCACCCCGCUGGCGGUGGCGCUGCAGCAGGGGCAUGAGAAUGUCGUGGCCCUACUCAUCAGCUAUGGCACCAAGGGCAAGGUACGUCUCCCUGCGCUGCACAUCGCCGCCCGCAACGACGACACUCGCACCGCCGCCGUGCUGCUGCAGAACGACCCCAACGCGGACGUCCUGAGCAAGACGGGCUUCACCCCCCUUCACAUCGCCGCUCACUACGAGAAUCUCAACGUGGCCCAGCUGCUCCUCAAUAGAGGGGCCGACGUGAAUUUCACCCCCAAGAAUGGUAUCACACCCCUGCACAUCGCAUCAAGGAGAGGGAAUGUGAUCAUGGUCAGACUGCUCUUGGACAGAGGGGCACAGAUAGAUGCCAAAACCAAGGACGAGUUGACACCUCUGCACUGUGCAGCGCGUAAUGGACACGUGCGAGUCAUCGAAAUCCUGCUGGACUACGGAGCCCCCAUGCAGGCCAAAACCAAGAAUGGCCUGUCCCCCAUCCACAUGGCUGCCCAGGGGAACCACAUGGACUGUGUACGGCAGCUACUGCAGUACAACGCUGAGAUCGACGACAUCACGCUGGACCACCUGACCCCCCUGCACGUGGCGGCCCACUGUGGCCAUCACAGCAUGGCCAAGGUGCUGCUGGACAAAGGAGCCAAGGCCAAUGCUCGAGCUCUGAAUGGCUUCACUCCGCUGCACAUAGCGUGCAAGAAGAACCACAUCCGUGUGAUGGACCUGCUGCUGAAGCACUCGGCCUCUCUGGAGGCGGUGACAGAGUCGGGCCUGACCCCACUGCACGUGGCCUCCUUCAUGGGACACCUGAACAUUGUCAAGAUUCUGCUCCAGAAAGGCGCAUCGCCCAAUGCCUCUAACGUGAAAGUGGAGACGCCGCUGCACAUGGCCUCGCGGGCCGGCCACUGCGAGGUGGCCCAGUUCCUGCUCCAGAACAACGCGCAGGUGGACGCCAAAGCCAAGGACGACCAGACUCCCCUGCAUUGCGCCUCCCGCAUGGGGCACAAGGAGCUGGUGAAGCUUCUGCUGGAGCACAAGGCCAACCCCAACGCCAGCACCACGGCGGGACACACGCCCCUGCACAUCGCCACCCGCGAGGGCCACGUCCAGACGGCCAGCAUCCUCCUGGACAUGGAGGCCCAACAGACCAAGAUGACCAAGAAAGGUUUCACUCCCCUCCACGUGGCAUCCAAAUAUGGCAUGGUGGAUGUAGCGGAGCUGCUACUGGAGCGAGGAGCCAGCCCCAACGCGGCAGGGAAGAAUGGACUGACCCCUCUUCAUGUGGCUGUGCAUCACAACAACCUGGACGUGGUGAAACUGCUGGUUAGCAAAGGAGGAUCCCCGCACAGUGCUGCCCGAAACGGCUACACUCCCUUGCACAUCGCAUCCAAACAGAACCAGGUGGAGGUGGCCAGCAGCCUCCUGCAGUACGGAGCAUCAGCCAACGCCGAAUCACUGCAGGGGGUCACACCCCUGCACCUGGCCGCCCAGGGGGGGCGCCCCGACAUGGUCUCCCUGCUCAUCUCCAAGCAGGCCAACGUCAACCUGGGCAACAAGAGUGGACUCACCCCACUGCACCUGGUGGCUCAGGAGGGCCACUUGGGCAUCGCGGACAUCCUGGUGAAGCAGGGCGCCUCUGUUGUCGCGGCCACACGGAUGGGCUACACUCCUCUUCAUGUGGCGUGUCACUAUGGCAACAUCAAAAUGGUAAAGUUCCUCCUGCAGCAGCAGGCCAAUGUCAACUGCAAGACGAGGGUGGGGUACACUCCACUACACCAAGCAGCCCAGCAAGGACACACGGAUAUUGUCACCUUAUUACUGAAGCACGGAGCAUUGCCUAACGAGACCACCACUAGCGGCAGCUCGGCCCUGGCCAUUGCCAAGCGCCUGGGCUACAUCUCCGUCAUUGACGUGCUGAAGCUGGUCACGGAUGACACUGUGUCCAUGUCCACAACAGAGAAACACCGCAUGAGUUUCCCAGAAACAGUGGACGAGAUCUUGGAUGUAUCAGAAGAUGAAGGAAUUGCACAGCUAACCCUAGCUUCUAGUGAUAUAGUGACCUCUGCUCCUCGUCUCUGUGUUCGCUUCAACGGUGACGAGCUCCUGGGUAUGGAUGGGGCCAAGUCCUCAAAGACGGAGGACACCAAGGACCAUGAUGAGGACUUUUUGUCACCAAAGAAGUCGUUGGACUACGAUGCUGGAUUUGGCACAGCGAACUACUCCCCAGCUAUUCCCAGAAUUCCCUGUGUCUCACCAGAAACUGUCAUCCUGAAGGACACAGAGCAGCACACUCCAGUUCCUCUGCCGAAGGAGUAUGACGAGGAUUCCCUGAUUCCCAGCAGCCCUGCCACUGAGACGUCGGACAACGUCAGCCCCGUGGCCAGCCCCAUCCACACUGGGUUCCUUGUAAGCUUCAUGGUGGAUGCGCGAGGAGGGUCGAUGCGUGGGAGCCGGCACAAUGGGCUGCGCGUGAUCAUCCCGCCGCGCACCUGCGCCGCCCCCACGCGCAUCACCUGCCGCCUGGCCAAGCCCCAGAAGCUGACCACGCCCCCUCCGCUGGUGGAAGGGGAGGGCCUGGCCAGCCGCAUCAUUUCCCUGGGCCCCGCAAGCAUGCAGUUCCUGGGGCCAGUGAUUGUGGAGAUCCCCCAUUUUGCGGCACUGGGCCGUGGAGACCGGGAACUGGUGGUUCUGCGCAGUGAGAAUGGAUCUAUCUGGAAGGAGCACCGGAAUCGCUAUGGCGAUGAUGUUCUGGAGACCAUCCUCAAUGGCAUGGAUGAAGACCUGGAGAGCGAGGAGGAACUGGGGAAGAAACGUAUCUGCCGAAUCAUCUCCACUGACUUCCCCCUCUAUUUCGCCGUGGUGUCGCGUAUCCGGCAAGAGAGUGAGCUGAUUGGCCCAGAAGGUGGCCACCUGAACAGUAAACUCGUGCCGAUGGUCCAGUCCACCUUCCCCGAGACAGCGGUGACCAAGAGGGUGCGCCUGGGGCUGCAGGCGCAGCCAGUGCCGGACGCUCUGGUGGCCAAGCUGCUGGGCAACCAGGCCACCUUCAGCCCGGUGGUGACCGUGGAGCCACGCAGACGCAAAUUCCACCGGCCCAUUGGCCUGCGAAUCCCACUGCCCCCCUCCUGGAGGGAAAGCCCGCGUGACUCGGGGGAGGGCGACACCACCAGCCUGCGUCUGCUCUGCAGCGUCAUCGGUGGCACUGACCCAGCCCAGUGGGAGGACAUCACUGGCACCACUAAACUGGUAUAUGCAAACGACUGUGCCAGCUUUACCACCAACGUGUCUGCACGCUUCUGGCUGGCGGACUGCCCCCGGACCGCCGAGGCGGUGUCCUUCGCCAACUUGCUGUACCGCGAGUUGUCGGCGGUGCCCUACAUGGCCAAGUUUGUAGUGUUUGCCAAGAUGAACGAGGUGCGGGAGGGCCGCCUGCGCUGCUACUGUAUGACCGACGACAAGAUGGAUAAGACGCUGGAGCAGCAUGAGAACUUCACCGAAGUGGCUCGCAGCCGCGACAUCGAGGUGAUGGAGGGCAUGCCUCUGUACCUGGAGUGUUCGGGGAACCUGCUGCCCGUCAGGAAGGCCACCCAGCAGCCCCGAAGCUUCUGCUUUCACGCCUUCAGGGAUAAUCGGCUGCCCGUCACCGUCAAGGUGAGAGACAGCAGCAAAGAACCUUCUGGAUUCCUGUCUUUCCUGCGCAAGUCCACCAAGUACGAGGACAGCCAGCACGUGCUCUGCAACCUCAACAUCACCAUGCCCCCGUGUAUAAAGAUUGUGGGUACUGAAGACCGCCGCCGAACUUUGACCCCACUCGCCCUGAGGGAAAGAUACAGUGCCCUAAACGAACCAUCCCUGGCCACUAUGAGCGCCAUGGAAAGGACAGAAUUAAAGAUGGCUUUAAUCUCGGAGCAGCUGGGCUUGAGCUGGGCAGAGCUGGCCCGCGAGCUGCAGUUCAGUGUGGACGACAUCAACAAGAUCCGGGUGGAGAACCCCAACUCGCUGCUGGAGCAGAGCUCCACGCUGCUCAACCUGUGGGCCACUCGGGAGGGCAAGAAAGCCAAGAUGGAAAGUCUCUACACGGCACUGAGAAGCAUUGACCGAACGGACAUUGUCAACAUGCUGGAGGGCCAGGGCCCUCAGCCGCGGCCCGGCAGCCGAGAGGGGACGGGGCGUCGCCAUGGAGACCGCGAUCAUCUGCUUCCCACUAGCAUGACCAAUGGUUAUGGGCUGGCACAGGAGGAGCUGCCCUCCCCCGCCUCCGGGCAGUACAGCCUGGCCUCCCCGCUGGGCGGAGAGCGCUACUGGCAGGAGGUGUCCAGCAUGGAGUGCGCUCCCAUUGCCACCACGGAAGAGGACACGCUGAUGGAGAUGUCAGAAGUGCAGGUGUGGCCCUCAGGGGCCAGCCCCUCCCUGGUGCCCGUGGAGGACUCCUCGUUGGAGUGGAGCAACGCCGACGAGCUGGACGUGCCGUCGUGUGGCGGCAGCCUGGGCCGGCCGACCAGCAGGGGCAGCGGUGGGGGGGGCGGGCUGAGCGAUGCAGAGACGCUGGGUGAAGCAGAGCACAGCGAGGUCAGCCUCAACGGGCUGGACGGAGGUCAGAGGUCAGAGGUCGGGAGGUCAGAGGCACCGGAGGAUGCUGUGGCGGCGGGCAGCAGUUCGACGGCCGGAGCCGGAGGAGGAGGAGAAGGAGGAGGAGGAGGGGGAGGAGGUGGAGGUGACGUGGACGGGCCGAGCUCAGAGGAUGGGCUUUCUCUUAUUGCAGGACAGCAGCGGGUGUAUGCCCGCCUGAGCGACUCACCUGGUCUGACCCGAGUCAACGAGCGCAAUGGAGACAGGUCAGCCAGCACCUUCUUGUCCUACCUACACGACCAGCCCUCCACCCAGGGCUGGCAAUCCCCCCAGAACUGGCUUGGGUCCAAGCCCAGGCAGGCAGCGGAAUUGCCGGUGUCGUCCGGACAAGGCGGGACCCGGGACGGUGACUUGGGGCUAUCGCACACAGCCCAGGAGGCCCUACUGCAGCCUGCGUGGGAUGCAGGGCGCCCCGAGGCCCUGCUGAGUCACUUCCGCAGCACGCAGCCUUUCGAGAAGGGGCUGGGCUUUCAGCACCGGCCACCUGAGCUGAGGGAGUGGGAGGAGGCACGGCUGAGAGGGCAGGGCGAUGCGCUGGAGGACAUGACCGGGGAUCACGUGAGCGAGGAGCAGUUCACCGACGAGCACGGGAACAUCGUCACGAAGAAGAUUGUGCGGAAGGUGUUGAGGAGGGAUAAGGGCCUCGGAGACGAGGGGGGUGAUGCACACGGGGACGGCCCAUCCCUGCAGGAGGCCAGUGGGCUGGAGGAUGAGGCAGAGCAAUUUCUGAGCUACGCCGUGCUGGGCCGGGACAGCACCAAGCCCGAUGUUGUGGAUAUGAAGAAGGGGGCUCAGAUAGUGAAAUGUGCCAGUCUGCGGAGAAUAAAGCCGUGAGACUCAGUGACUCCUCCCGGCAGACCCCGACACCCACUCCCAGACCACCCUUCAUGGACACAUGACAGGCAGCGGGGCGGAGGAGCUGGAAACCUGAACAAACCACCGGAAGCAGCGGGACGGAUGGCGAGGACGGCGGCGGGGAAGACGAGCGAUCACGAUGAGGAUUUACCCAUAGUUUUCUUACCAUUUUUUUAACAAAAAAAAAAAAAAAAAACUAACUAAACAAAAAAUAGGCUAGAGGCAUGAUUUCAUAUAAAAAAAUAAUAUAAACCGAGAUGUGAAAAAUUGAAAAAUCCGAGCUUCCUGUAUCUGUAUCAGCAUGUCUGACUGCUGACGCAUGGCAUGUUUAUCUACAGACUGACGGGGAAUCGGGGGGGUGUGGGGAAAGGUGACCCAUGCAGGAACGGGAUUGGCUCUGAGGUUUGGGGAGAGGAAAACGCACAAUCUCUUUUUAGUUUUUCCCCUCUUGGAAAAAAGGGAUAUUUUGCUGACAGAGAGAAAAGGGUUGAUUUUAAAAAUAUUAUAUAAAAAUAUAUACACAGGUCAAUGCGAGAACCUAAUCCUAAAAGAAGGUUCUAAACUUGCAGUGGAGACUUUGGACCCAUCAGCACACUGAUCCGUAGCUGCAGUGUGCCUGGGGCCCUGAGGAAUCCUCACUGUAUAUAAUCUCCGCACUGCUGACGUUACGCGAAUGUACGCGUGCGUGUGUACGUGCAAAGUGGCCCUCGGGGCCCACGCUGCUGGCUUGGUGCACACCUUUGCUCUUUUGUUUUCAUUUGGUUGAAUAUGUACCUAUAUAUCCUGCACAUUAAGGGCAUGAAAAAGAAGAUUGUAUACUUUUACUGUCCUGCAGGGGGUGUUUGUACGUCAGUUUUGUGUACGUGUGAUUAUGUGCGUGUGUGUUUUUUUAAAUGUCCCUUCUGAUUAAUGUUCUCGUUACCCCUUUUCUGGGUUCUGAAGUGUCUCUUGGUUCUUUGUGUGUAAGGAAUUAGUGACCCCCCCCCCCCACCCCCCCAUGAGCCUCUCUCGCCAUCGGUAUCUGUGCUUCCGGAGAGCUCCGUCCCAUGGGGCUGCUUGCUCGUGUUGAUUACUGACCUGCGCAUCCUUGGUGUCCUGUCAAGCCGUAGUCCAGAUUCUUCCUGCCUGCACCUCCCCCCCCCCACCACCACAACACCACCACGCAGCUGCAGCUGUCACCUCUGCCAGCUGCUCAGCCGGGGCCUCACCUGUCUGCGCAGCUUCCCACGUACUUCCUGCGCGCAGCCUGAGCUAAUUCUGCGCUACCUUAGCCCAGCAGCACAGUUGUAGCCAUCCUGUCUUCCUGGGGGGGGCGCCAACGCGCACGCAGGCCCUGUGGCCUCUCCAGUACACAUGCACACACGCACAAAUGAUACUCCUGUGCGCAUUUACACCCCCAUCAGCCCCCCCCCCCCCCCCCCCAUGGUGACCGCUCCACCAGCUGGCCGCUCACAUCAGUAUUUCACAGAGGCAGCCCUCUGCCUGUACCAGGGCUUGUUAUGCGAAUGGUCUGUUUUUGAGGGGGUUGGGCAGUCAGCUCAAUGAGUGUGGAAUGCAAAGGAGCCAGGGGGGGGGGGGUAGCCAGCCAGCAAGCACUGUGAUAACAGACUGUAAUUCAGACCCCAUAACUGUGAUUCCUAGCCACCCCCAACAACCCCCAGGCCAUGCUCAUCCUGCCUGUCUGCCCACCAGCAGCCCACAUGUUAAAUACCCACCACCUAUAUAAAUAUUCUUACUGUUCAACCCCCCACCCCGUGUUCAAAUUGGUCAGUAGAACCCACUGGCUUGAGGAACAAUACUAUCAGGGUGGCUGGAUCGGUACGUACAUGUGCGCUAUUUGUGUGUGUGUGUGGGGGGAGGGGGUGUCAGUGGGAGACCCCUACGCUGCUGCACACCUGACGAGCUUCCAGUUCCUGGGCCGGCCAGACCACACCUUACCAAACCUUAUCACCUGCUCCAUUUAGCAAAUAAGCAACCAUAAGGAGGAAAAGCAGCCCUUGGGAAACUUCCUCAUUCCACACACACUCUUCCAUCUGCUCAGAGACACCUUUGUGGCAUGAAAACAUUAAGCAGGAAUCCAUGUUUAGAUUUAAGUUUUACCUGCUCAAGCUGGUGAAGUCAGCUGGGGCUCCCAGCUUUUGGGUUUGUUUUCCACACGGAAGUUGAACCUUUAUCUCUGUGAUAUUUUCUGCCACUCUGAAGGCCCACAGGAACAAAAGGGGCAGUACUGGGAUGUCCUAGGGGUCUGUGUAUAGAGUAGCCCUAGAGGGUGGUUCAUAGGGUCAAUCGCAUGAGCAAAUCAAAGUGUCCCAGAAUGCACAGCUCCGGCCUCAAACUAUUCACUUUCUUUAUCUUUGUUUAAGCCUUAACGUACAUAGUUCUGGAGUAUAUAUUUUUUAAUCAAGGCAGGGCUGCAUGACCAAACACUAAAAAAUGCUUUCCUGGUGUGCGUGUGUGUGCAUGUGAUAGCAGCAUUACAGUGCCACCUUAAAGGAUUGUGUCCAGCGCAGGGCACAGAACAGGCUAGUGCUGCAAAUUCAUCAGCCGUUCUGAAUACUCUCCAGCAGCCCAGCGUCCCUCUUCUUCAGAACCCCAACGUCACCCAGGGGACAUCGGUCCUCCCUCCAGGGGACCAGUAAGCACAGGCUCACUUCCAUGCCUUGGUGAAGAAGUCAGUGCAGUUCCCAGUUUGGAGAGUCUAAGUAGUGGCACGUUGUCAUUGCAAAUGCACUCAUGCAUGGGAAAAAUACAUUCACAGCCGCACAACACAUUUGCAACGUCCAUUACAGCAAAUGUUCUGCUCAGCAGAUGUGAGAUUGCGACACGACCUACCUGCUUGACAUAGCAUGAAGCAGUGCUUCUCAGGUCCUGAGGUGCCCCUGGACAGCCUACAUGUCCGAAACAAUGGCAAAACUUAGGGGGCAGGGGGUGGCUUCAGAUGCAGCAGAAAAUCAAAGGACAAACCAAACAUCAGUGGCUGGGAAAAUUGUUAAAUAUGGGCGUGGCUCCCCUACAUUUUCUCGCUCUUUUAGCUUUUUUAAUUUGCACUACUGCCCUUUGACCCAUAUUUGAAGAGCGAGGUCACAGGGGUCAGAUUCUGUCACCCACCCAGGAGCAGGAAGCAGAGACAAAUAGGGGCUGGUUGAGCAGGAGGGGGGGGAGGUCCAAGUCUGGGAGUCGGGUGUCUAGAUACCUACUCUGACGAGGAGGUGCAGCAGCCAGAAGAGUGGAAUCUUUAAGGGGUAGGGGGGCAGUGGGGGGCUCCAAAUUAUUCUGAAUAAAUGAAAAGAAGCAACAUAAUAAAGGAAUUGUAUAAACAAGUUCAUGCAAAAAUAUUACCUUGCAAAAACUAGAGGUCACUUAUACUCCUUUAGAAUGGAUUGACGAGAUUAUUAACGCAAUAGCAUAUUACUCAAUACUAAGGAAUGCAACUGCGCACAUGCACAGAAAAAUGUUUUUAAUAUAAAUAUAAAUAUAUACAUAAAUAUAUGGAAAAUAUAUAUUUCAUUAGAAUGCUAUGCACCGUUACUUGCUAUCUGGGACUAGAAUUAUGUUAUGGAUGUACUUUAGCAUCUUAGCUACCAAAUGAAUAUUAAGUUUUGGAGAAUGCCGGCUACUGGGGAAAGGCAAAGGCUUUACAGGUGCUUCACCUGUUUUAUUUCCUUUUUUUAUUGGUACAGAGAGGGGGGAAAAAGAAAAUAUAUGUAUACACGCCUUUUAAUCAGAUUCAGUCUGACAUGAAGAUAUGUAUAGACAAUUUAACCCUGUACACCAGCUCAAAUCAUUUACAGAAAUUAAUAAAGAAAGAUAUGACAUA